CCAACGCUCACGACACAACACUCAAAAUGACCAAGAAACGACGAUCCGGCGGUCGCAACAAGAAGGGACGUGGCCACGUUAAAUUUGUCCGAUGCUCCAACUGCUCGCGAUGCGUGCCCAAGGACAAGGCCAUCAAGCGAUUCACCGUGAGGAACAUGGUCGAGAGUGCUGCUGUUCGAGAUCUCAGCGAGGCUAGCGUCUACUCUGAGUACGUUAUCCCCAAGCUGUACAUCAAAAUCGCAUACUGCGUCUCCUGCGCCAUCCACUCGCACGUCGUCCGUGUCCGAUCCCGAGAGGGUCGCCGCAACCGUGCACCUCCCCCUCGUAUCAGGUGGAAGGAUGGCAAGAAGGUCAACCCCGCCGUCGCUGCUGCAGAGGAGGCAAAGAACAAGGCAUAGGCUUUCUAUAUUUCAUUCAUUCUGUACUAUCGCACUCGCAAUCAAUUGCAACUCCUCUGAAAAUCGCACAUCUCAGUUGGAAUAUUGAACUCAAGAA
Molecule: messenger RNA, 495 nt
Organism: Coprinopsis cinerea okayama7#130
Lineage: Eukaryota; Fungi; Basidiomycota; Agaricomycetes; Agaricales; Psathyrellaceae
Product: 40S ribosomal protein S26
Exons: 4
Coding region: 27-398 (123 amino acids)
Biological process (GO): translation
Cellular component (GO): ribosome; cytosolic small ribosomal subunit
Molecular function (GO): mRNA binding; structural constituent of ribosome
Source: RefSeq, a predicted model, not a curated record